Ruditapes philippinarum (Manila clam) is the source of this 1066-nucleotide messenger RNA. RefSeq names its product collagen alpha-2(I) chain-like. The record is from RefSeq and is a predicted model, not a curated record. The transcript is spliced from 3 exons. The coding region runs from base 283 to 861 and encodes 192 amino acids. Lineage: Eukaryota; Metazoa; Mollusca; Bivalvia; Venerida; Veneridae.
ACUGAAAAAAGUUCAUAUGACAACAAAUUACGGGUGCACGUGUACUACACAGUAUGGGGGUAAUAAAUCGUUAAGAACGUGUAAAUCUUCAUGCUAAAUGUGCAGGGCUAUGUUUAUAAUUUAUUAAUAUAUCACUUGAAAAUUGUGUAAUAGUUAACCUAGAUGUCAUUGUAACCGGGGGUCAUUCAUACCUGAUUUACUUUAUUUUCCCUCGUUGAAUAGAUCAGUCCUCGUGUUGGAAAACUAUUUUUUUGUAUAUGCUGAUUUAGAGUACAUAUAAAGAUGUGUUGGUACAUCAAAGUUUCCGUGAUUCUAGCCUGCAUGAUAAAAUUGUCUUCAGCACAGGAAGGUCUUUUCGGAAGUUUCGGACAGUCUGGGGAAAAUGGUUUGUUUGGAGGUUUUGGUCAAUCAGGGGAGGGUGGCCCACUAUCAGGGGAGGGUGGCCCACUAUCAGGCGAGGGUGGCCCACUCAUCAAUUUACUUCCAUUUAUUGGAUUCGGACCUUUUGGGGCAUUUGGUGGUUAUGGAUUCUCCAGACCAAAUGUAGCUGGCGGACAGAGUGGCACAGAAGGAGCUACUGAAACUGCGGCAGAACCAUCGUCAGAAGGACCUGGCUCUCGUCAACCUUCAUUAACAGAUAUCAAUAUGAUGUUGAUAUGGAAUCAGUUGCUCGGCGCCAAUCAAGGUUAUAGAUCAGCAAGUGGGAACCAUUUUAAUCCGGUACAAGCCCCAGAGACAACAAGUCAACCAGCUCCACCAGAAGGUCCUGUAGCCUCCAAUAAUCGUGCCGGACAAAAUGUUGGUGAACCAUAUACCUACAAUGACGCUGAUAUGAGCUGGAUGCAUUUCUUCAUGCAAUAACAUUAUACAGUCUGUUGUCUACUCUUGAAAAUAAACUAAUUAUUACAUAUCAGGAUAAAAAAUGCUGUUUUACGCAAUACAACACUAGAACAAUGUAAAGUUUGUGUUGUAUAUACAAUUUAUGUGUUGUUAAUACAAUUUAUAUAGCACUUUAUUUAUACAUGUAUACUUAUUGAGAAAUAUUCAUGAAAUAAAUCUGUAUUUU